AAAAACUGCGAAAAAGUCGCGAUGCUGGGUGCGAAUUUGCCCGCGCCACGGCGCUCGCGGCCGGUGAAGACGGAGCUGUUUUGGGAAGACCGGAGCCAGUCUUUGCCAUUGCAGGAGCUGCUACGUCUUCAGAAAGAGGCACAGGAAACCGGCGACCCCGAGGAGGAGGUCGAAAAGGAGGAUCUUGUCGUGGUGGUGAAACAGGGUCGACGGCUCUUUGGGCGAAUUUGUUCGGUGGUUUAUGCAGAUGAAUCCGUGUCACUGGAAGUCUUGCCGAUUCAGGAGGUGGACCUUGGGCAGAGCGAUCUCUCUGUGGAUUUGCGCUUCGGGCGCAAACGCCAAGGGAAAGGUUCACUGGACCCACAGGCGGUGAAGCGGCAGGACGUCUUGAAACUUCCGUGGCCUGCGCUGAGAGAAGUGCCAAAGCCAAUGACUGAGCAACAUCUCAUUCAACAGGAUUGGGAGAAACACUCCAACAAACGCUUCAGUCCUGGACGUUUGUACACCACCUGGCGGGAGAUGGAUGGCUCCACUCGGCGUCAUUAUCGUCAGCUGUCCUCCCGGGCCAUUGAGGUGCACCAGCAGAUGCUUAUGGCGCGAUUUCACAUCUUCAAUGUGCUUAAGGAGCUGAUCGACUUAGCUCCGGGGCCGCAGAUCAAUGGCUACUUUCUCUACCAGCAGAAGCAGAGGGUCAGGCGGCUAGCUGCCAAGGCACCUGAGAAUGCAGAUAAGGAGUUGGCUGAACUGGCACCCUGGAGCCAAAUGAAGGAGGAGUUUGAGCAGCUCGCCAGCAUGGAAAAUGCCAAGCUCAAACACAAGCAGCAGCUGUGGAUUGAGGUGUGCCUGGGUGCGGGAUGGACACUCGAACGGAGUGCGUUUUUCCCCCGCAGCGCUCUCAAAUGUAUGUUGACGCUGCUGCUGUGCCAGAAGCGAAGGUUCGAACGAAACAUGCCAGGACUUUCGCAACAUAUCUGGUUGGAACACAUCUUUCCCUACAUUCCCUGCUAUUGGUUUGCCAAAGUCAGCUGAACCGAUGAAGUCGGCGUCGCGGUGAGUCGUGCCGGGCGCCCGUGUCCAAUGCGUCGUUCGUUCGUACGGUGAAAA
Molecule: messenger RNA, 1104 nt
Organism: Cladocopium goreaui
Lineage: Eukaryota; Dinophyceae; Suessiales; Symbiodiniaceae
Source: the annotation of a GenBank genome assembly